Messenger RNA from Epithele typhae, 201 nucleotides. RefSeq lists its product as uncharacterized. The record is from RefSeq and is a predicted model, not a curated record. Gene Ontology annotation, cellular component: fungal-type cell wall. Gene Ontology annotation, molecular function: structural constituent of cell wall. The transcript has a single exon. Lineage: Eukaryota; Fungi; Basidiomycota; Agaricomycetes; Polyporales; Epitheliaceae. The annotation marks the transcript as partial.
GCAAGCGACGCUUCGUCCUCCGCCAUCUUCACUCUCCUCGGCUUGUUCCUCCACGACACCACCGCUCAGAUCGAUAUUGAGUGCUCGCCCAUCUCCGCCACUGGCCUCGCUAGAGCCAACGCCUGCCAGGUUCAGCCCGUGCGCUGCGAAAGCAACAACACCGCGAGUGUCUGUGUCUCGGGAGUUCAGGAUGCUAGUUAG